GGGAAGGGAAGCGGAGCCCAUCGGCGGCGGCCGCCCCGGGAAGCGGAAACAUCGCCCUGCGAGGGGCGGUGCAGGGGCGGGCAGCGCGGGCUGCUCGGAUCCCAGAUGGUGGCGGCGGUGGCGGCUCCGUCUUCCUCUCCCCGCCCGUCCUCGGCCGGCCAUGGACCGCUACGUGCUGCUCCUCAGCUGGGGGGAGCGCAGGGCUGAGGGCGGUGCGGAGCCCGGAGCAGCAGUGACUGCUGCAAAUGUUUAUAAACUUCUGAAAGAAAACUGUAAUUCAUCUAUAAAUACAGAUGCAAGGACUUUUCCAGCAUGUUCAUUGGCUGGUAUUCCAGGCAUAAGGAAAUGGUAUUUUGCGAGUCAUGUUAUAUGUGGUUAUUAUCAGUUCUGCAGUUCUGACUGGGAGGAAAUAAAUUCCGAAACACAGAAUAAUGAAGACUCUCUCCAAAAAAGCAUUGAUGAAUGUCUGGGAGCCAUACAGAAUUUUGAGGAAGAAGACAAUAACAGUAGGGAGUCACUGUCUAUGACUGACAUUUAUGAUGAAGCUGCAGAAAGUGUGCAUCAGUUAGCUGACAAACUGCCUGCCCCAGGAAGAGCAAUGGUUGAUGUUAUACUACAGGCUGUAGAACGAGAUGCACCCAAGUUAAAAGACUGCUUACCUGCUAUUGGUGCCCUGAAACACCUGAAAGAAUGGCACUCUGCGCAAAUCACCAUUGCAGCAAAUGACUCUAAAGGCUGGCAAAAGAUUGCAGACUACCUAUCGGCAGACUUUGUGUCUUCAGAUAAUGUCAUGAAUAUUAUUGAUUUCAAAGAACUCUGGAGGGGAAAGAUUCAGAUAUGGGAAAGAAAGUUUGCAUCAGAAGUCAGGUUUCCAGAAUUUUGUAUGAAGAGCACUUCUGUAAAGCCAUUCAGCACUUCACAUUUAAAUUCUUGCUUUGCUCUUGAAAAAGAGCAACAAUAUAGGAAUACUGAUGCUUUGCCAGAGGUUUUUCAUUACUAUGGUCCUGCGUUAGAAUUUUUACAGAUGGUUGUCCUCUCUGACCUACCGUCCUUUUUUGUAUCAGAUCUGGAAUUUGAGCUGAGCCUGUCAAGAAAGAAUAUCAAGAAAACAUCCGCGCUGCUUUUAGAUCAGAUUUCUUCUCUAUCUGGGAAGGUGGGAGCUUUAUUUGCAUUGCCAUGCAAUGUAAGCAGUAUAGUGAUCCCAUCCCCUGCCCAGCUGGGUACAAAGAAAUGGAAGGAGUAUAUGGCUAGGAAACCUAAGAUCAUUACUGUUCCAGAAAUUGAACUGAAAGGAGAAUCUUGCCGAUAUUAUUUCUUGCUACAAGGCAAUGGCUCUGGAGGAUGUAAAGCAACCUUGAUUCAUUCUGCUACCCAAAUCAGUGGUAUGGCCACUCUUGCUACAGUAAAUGGAAAGCUAAAGACAAACACAGAAGAAACAGAGUCAAGCUUUCCUAUCGCUGACUUUAUCGAGUCUCUGCCACAUUUCUGUGGAAAGCAGAUUGUACAGAGGGAAAAGAAACUGUCUUGCCUCCAAGCAUCUGCCUUGAAGGAGUAUCUAAAGAGAAAGGAAUUGACCAAACAACCUCCAGUUAUUUCAGCUGGUGAGCUCAGAAACUUGUUAGAACUUACAAGAAAAUGUUUUUUGGACCUGUGCAACACUAGUCUUCCUAGACCUGUUCGACAGAAGUUUGACAAUAAAACUAAGACACGUAGUGUGACUUCUGAAUCUGAUUUAAUGGAGUUGAAUCCAUUGGACUGGCCAGAGAGACAUGUUCUUCAGAAUUUGGAAAACUUUGAAAAAAUCAAGCAGAAAAUGAGGGCUUCUGUGUUUGCACAUUCAUCUGAACAACUUCUGGGGCACAAAGAUAGCCAGCGGGAAUCGCUGACAUUGCUCGAUGCUAAAGAAUUACUGAAGUACUUCACACCAGAAGGUCUGCCAGUUGGUGAUCUUCAGCCACUACAAAUUCCCAAACGUGAAAAUGCAUUCCUUUUGACACCAGAGCUUACUCCUCGGAAACUUAGAGGCUUGCCUUUUGAAAAAGCAGCUGUGUGCCACUAUCAUGGACUUGAAUAUUGUCUAGAUAACAGAAAAGCCCUAGAGAGAGAUGUGGGAUAUGCUGAACUUCAAACUCGUCUUAUUCGCUAUGAAACUCAGACUACUUGCACCAAAGAGUGCUGCCCUGUGCCGGUUGUCUUGAGCCCUCUCCCAUCUCCUGCAGUCUUGUCAGAGCCUGGAAGCGUCCCCGAUGGAGAGUCUUUACAAAGUGAAUUCAGAACAGAGGCAUCAAGGCUCAAACGCAGAUCAAAAGACUUGGACUGCUUUUAUCCCAAGAAGAGACUAACCAAAUCUGAGAGUACAGACUCUCCCCUCUCCCAGGCAAGCGGAGGUAGUGGAAGUCACAAUACAGUGGUUGUAACAAGGAAACGCUCUGAAAGAUCAGCUUCUUUAACUUCAGUGCAAUUGAAACACGCUGGUCAGCUCCCCAAAGUCACCACUAAGGUUGGCUCAGCAAGUCACAGAAGUGCAACAGAACCUGAGACUUCAAAGCCGGUUAAGGAAUCAAGAUCUCAGAAACAUACAAGGAUGCUGAAGGAGGUGGUAGCCAAGACUCUUCAAAAACAUGGAAUUCCGGAGAAUCACAAGUGCUUUGAAUUGUGCAGCCAACGUCUAUUUGAGAUAUCAAAGUUUUACUUAAAGGAUCUUAAAACUUCUAGAGGACUUCUUGAUGAAAUGAAGAAAACAGCAAAUAACAAUGCUAAACAGGUGAUUGAAUGGGUUUUGGAAAAAUCUGGCAAGUAGAUUAACUGCUAUUCACACCUUCCUAGAAACUGUGGAGAGAGCACUUCUGAUUGCAAGAAAAACAUUAUACUGGAUAACACGUACAUACACAUAUGCAAGCAUCAGAAGAACUUUGGUCAGUGCAACUAUAUAGGCUUUUCAAGCGCAGUAGCAUGCUUUGAAACUUUUUAUACUGAAAGUUUUACUUUUUUUAAAUUUUCAAAUGAAAAAGGUUUUAUUUUAUUUGCAUAUUUAUUACCUUUCAUUGUUAGACAGAAUACAGCUUGGUCUUUAUAAAGCUUUGUAUCUUUUUCAAUGAGUGUAUUUUUAAUGUGAAUUAAAAAAAAAUGCCAGAUUUAAUUUUAAUAACGGGACUACUUUGUUCUACUUUAUUGCACAAAGACUUAUAUUUAUUACUACUUGCUGUUGUAUAAGCUGAAUAAAACUGCUUGCAGCGCGGA
Molecule: messenger RNA, 3240 nt
Organism: Oxyura jamaicensis (ruddy duck)
Lineage: Eukaryota; Metazoa; Chordata; Aves; Anseriformes; Anatidae
Gene: MTBP
Product: MDM2 binding protein
Exons: 22
Coding region: 161-2800 (879 amino acids)
Biological process (GO): regulation of protein ubiquitination; protein localization to kinetochore; traversing start control point of mitotic cell cycle
Cellular component (GO): kinetochore
Source: RefSeq, a predicted model, not a curated record